AUGCCUCCAAACCGCCGGUGUAACCUUCAGAAGAAAGCUGAAGAAGAUGCAACUCGUGAGGCCAAAUUCACAGCUGCUAUCCAGGCUGUCAAAGACAAAAAGACCAAGAACCUCCGGACAGCAGCUGCACAGUUCAAAGUGCCAUAUGACACUCUUCGUCGACGGGCACUGAACCUGACCAAACCUCAUUCGAAAGCCCACAAAAACCAACAGCUACUCACCGAAGGACAGGAAGAAACAUUAUGUCACUGGGCCCAGUACCUGGCAAUGACAGGUCACCCUCUCUCCAAGCGCAGCCUUCGUGCAAAGGUGUCAGAGCUGAGCGAGAAGUUAAAGGCAAAGAAGAAGCUGACUGGUAAAGAUAAGGGGCCUUCAAAAAUGUGGAUCAGCUAUUUUCUUGCUCGCCAUCCGGAAAUCAAGCUGGGACGCCCUACUGGAAUUGAUCCGAAGCGCAUGCAAAUGUUCAAUUACACAACUGUUAAUCACCACUUCAAACUCCUUGACAACUUCUUGAAAUCGGAGAACAUUCCCUGGGAGAACGUGUAUAACAUGGAUGAGAAGGGGAUACAACUUGGGGGAGGGAGGAAAUGUGAUAACACGAAGUACCUGUUUUCACGGAACGCAAAAGCCAGGGUCAGGGCAAAGAUGUGUGCAGACGGCUCCAAUCUGAAGCCCGGCUUUGUAUUUUCUGGGUCACAAAUAUACCCGGAAUACUAUGAAGAAGAUGGUAUAAUAGUUGCAACAUCCGAAAAUGGUUGGACGAGUGACUUUAUUGGCACUGAGUGGUUUGUGAAAAGCUUCGUGCCGCAAGCCAAAGCACGAAAUUCAUCCGGUCAACCGAUCCUCCUAAUAUAUGAUGGACACCGCUCACACGAGACCAUCAAACUUCGUCAAGCAGCAGAAGAACAUGGCAUUCACCUUUUUUGUCUCCCCCCACACACGACACAUCGUUUACAACCCCUUGAUGUUGGCGUUUUUGGUCCCCUACAGAAACAAUGGCAGAGACGCAGUGAGGUUGUGAUGGAAGAGACUGGGGAGGGGAUCAAAAAGCGCAACGUGAUUCGAGAGUAUAUGAAGGCGAGAGAUAUCGCAUUUAAAGAGGAGACGAUCCUGCAGGCAUGGAAAAAAAGUGGAAUUAGACCGAUAAACCCAGGAAUAUUUACAGAAGAGGAUUACGCACCAAGUUACGAGUCAUCCACCCAGUUGCACCUCCCUGCCACCUUCCCUCAGGCUAAUCACACAUUCUCUGAUCCCCUUUCCGACACUGAUCCAACAUACGAGCCACCACAAGAAACUUCAUCCGACUCUGACGGUUCAGAAUCGGGUUCAGACUCGUCAGAAUCUGAUAAUGGCAGUGAUCCGAGUCAUACCCCUAGAAUAAUAGGACAAGGAAACUUACCCCCGCAGUGGUCAGGAGCCCAGUCCCUUGAGUCUUCAUCAGUGCCGGAAGCAGGCCCCUCCAAUUUUUCCGGUUCACUGUCAUUAGUGCCAGAAACAGAUCCCAGCACGACUCAGACGACUCAUCCCGCAAACACACUUCGGCGCCACACUCGAUCAGUGUCUGCAAUCGAGCGAUCGAAAAUGAUUGUGGAACGUCUCCAACAGGCCGAGGAGGAGAUUGAAUGGCUCCGUCGAGAAAAUGAAUUAUUGAUGUUCCAAAAAGAUGCUGCGGAGACUCACUGCUAUUUUUCAGCUCAGAUGGCCGACCACUACAAAGCACGGUUGAACAAGAAGCUGGACGACAAAACUCGCAAGGGAUCGGGCAAGAAACGAAUGAAGCCCUAUUCAAGGGUGCUGACAUCAGAGGAAGGCCGUGCGGAGCUGAGGGAAUUGGAGGCUGAUCAGGCUGAGCGCGAGCGUCAGGAGGAAGCGAGUAAACAGAAGAAGGUUGCAGAGGAACAGGGAAAACGUGAUCGGCGAGCAGAGCAGGAGCGUUCUCAAGCUGCAUUUACAGGCGCAAUCAAGACCAAAAAGCUGGAGGAAUUACGAGACGUAGCCGCAGCCUUGCGAUUGCCGGAGACUGGACUCAAGGCUGAAUUGUUACAGCGAAUUUUGCAGCACUUCAACGACCACCCGGAACUCAAGAAAAAUCAACGCUAUGAUGGUUUAUUUAAUCCCCCCCGUUCUCGCAGGCGCUGUCUCGAAAAUGACAAUAGUGUGGCGCCUGAAUUCCCGCAAGAUAUGAUUCCCGCAAAUUCGAUUCAACAACCAUCCAGGUAUCAACCACAGCUGCCUGUCACUCAUUCCUCAAUGUCAGCCAUGGAUCUGCCCCCACCCGGCUACGCACCUCCAUAUUAUUCAAUGCACCAUUCUGUACCUCGGUCUCCACCUGUUCUUCACCCUCCCUUCACACCGGUUGGUAGCGCUAGUAUGUCUCAGGAUUUUCGAGUUGGUGGAGUGCAGAUGUAUGACAUUGGGGGCUCUGGUGAUGCAGGCCGUCAGCUGUAUGAGUCAAGACUCUAUCAACAGUACCAUUACAAUCACAAUAAUUAG
Molecule: messenger RNA, 2493 nt
Organism: Suillus subalutaceus
Lineage: Eukaryota; Fungi; Basidiomycota; Agaricomycetes; Boletales; Suillaceae
Product: DDE superfamily endonuclease-domain-containing protein
Exons: 4
Coding region: 1-2493 (830 amino acids)
Cellular component (GO): nucleus
Molecular function (GO): DNA binding
Source: RefSeq, a predicted model, not a curated record